AUGGCGCCCGCGAGCCGCCGGCACGAAGCCCUCGAGGGCAACUUUCCCUUAACAAAAAUGGCGGCCCAGGGAGGCGGGGAAACCCGCCGCUCACCGCCUCCUCCAAUCAGCGGCCGCCAACUCUCCCGUGGAGGCCGCGGGUUGGCCAAUGGGAGGAGGCGGCGUGGAAGCUGGGCGGGGGAGCGGGCCAAUGGGGGCACCGAACAGCCAACUGCAUUUAACCUAACUUUAAGGGAGAUUCAUUUAUGCUUGUCCUUCUUGCAGAACAAAGAAUACGUGUGUCGGGGCCAUGACUAUGAGAGGCUGGAAGCCUUCCAGCAGAGGAUGCUGAGCGAGUUCCCACAAGCCAUUGCAAUGCAGCAUCCAAACCACCCAGACGACUCUGUAUUACAGUGCGAUGCCCAGUAUUUACAGAUCUAUGCUGUGACUCCCAUCCCAGACAACAUAGAUGUGCUGCAGAUGGACCGUGUCCCUGACCGCAUAAAGAGCUUCUACCGAGUCAACAACAUCCGGAAGUUUCGCUAUGACAGGCCUUUCCACAAAGGUCCAAAGGACAAGGACAACGAGUUUAAGAGCUUGUGGAUUGAACGCACCACUCUGACCUUGACUCACAGCUUACCUGGGAUCUCCCGUUGGUUUGAAGUGGAAAGAAGAGAACUGGUUGAAGUAAGUCCUUUGGAAAAUGCCAUUCAGGUGGUUGAGAACAAAAACCAGGAGUUGAGAACGCUGAUAAGCCAGUACCAGCAUAAACAAAUGCAUGGUAAUAUUAAUCUUCUCAGCAUGUGUCUGAAUGGAGUGAUUGAUGCAGCUGUGAAUGGCGGAAUUGCACGAUACCAGGAGGCCUUUUUUGAUAAAGAUUAUAUCACAAAGCACCCUGGAGAUGCAGAGAAGAUCACGCAGCUCAAGGAGCUCAUGCAGGAACAGGUGCAUGUCUUAGGAGUGGGGCUGGCAGUCCAUGAGAAGUUUGUCCAUCCAGAAAUGCGUCCUCUGCAUAAGAAACUGAUUGACCAGUUCCAGAUGAUGAGAUCUAGUUUGUACCAUGAGUUACCUGGUUUGGAUAAGCUGAGUCCAGCGUGUUCUGGCAGUAGUACGCCUCGCAGCAAUGUUCUGGUUUCCCAUGGACCUAUGAGCCCAGAGAGCAUAAAGCUGCUUCAUCGACACAGCCCACUGAACUUGCUUGGCUCAGUCCGACACUCAUCAUCCUCUUUGUCAUCCCACACCUCCAGCGAAACAGGGAACCUGGUUAUCCUAACAGACAGCUCUGUGGGGGAGGCUGCGGAGGAGAUGUACCACAUGCAGGCCAGCCCGUCCACCUCCAGCCUGAGCUCCACACACUCGGCACCAUCCCAGAUGAUUAACUCUGCUCCUUCCAGUGCACGAGGUAAGAAUGGAUGGACCUAAAUGGGAGUUAAUGGGAACUGCAGGCAUCCCAUAACUCUUUCAACUUUGUCAACUUAUUGAGUGAAACACCACCUGCACUGAAAUACACCACUUUUCCAGAGUGUGGGUCUUCAAAAGUGAUUUUUUUUUUCAAAAUGUUUUACGUUUUUCAAAAAUUGA
Meleagris gallopavo (turkey) is the source of this 1560-nucleotide messenger RNA. NCBI's taxonomy places the organism in Eukaryota, Metazoa, Chordata, Aves, Galliformes, Phasianidae. The record is from RefSeq and is a predicted model, not a curated record.